Molecule: messenger RNA, 2015 nt
Organism: Chelonia mydas (Green sea turtle)
Lineage: Eukaryota; Metazoa; Chordata; Testudines; Cheloniidae
Gene: ACBD4
Product: acyl-CoA binding domain containing 4
Exons: 9
Coding region: 576-1502 (308 amino acids)
Biological process (GO): fatty acid metabolic process
Molecular function (GO): fatty-acyl-CoA binding
Source: RefSeq, a predicted model, not a curated record
UCUAGUGCGGGAGCGCUCGGGGUAGGAGCUGGGCGCUUGGGGCAGGGCUGUGGAUCCACCCGGCAGCUCCUGCCCUGGGCCAGCGCCUCCCAAGCCUGGUGUGCCUGGCACAGACCAGCUUCUGCGGGCGGAGGAGACCUAGCUGCCCUGUCGCCCCAGAGGGUCACUGCCAGAUGGGGCUGAGGGACGGCAGGGGGCAUUGGUGAAUCGAGAGGUUCUUGCCUGGCAGGGCUGUGAGCCCAGUGCAAACUCACAGACCAGUACCAAGUCCUGGCCCACAUGCCUGAACCCCACAUGCCCCAGAGCCCUGGGGAAGGCCCCUAUCCCGCCCAAAGGCUCUGCCCAGCUGGGAGUGCCUCUGACAGGCCUCCCCGAGCUAACAUGGGGGGUCGUGCUUCUCUCUCAGGUCCUGUGAGUGGAUGGGGAUGGAGCCCACAGAGCCGGACUACGAAAAGCAAUUCCAGGCCGCUGUCAGAGUCAUUCAGGGCCUGCCUAAGAACGUGGCCGGAGUCCCUCUGUUCCUGCUCUGAUGGUUUGGGUGUGUUCUAGGGUCCUACCGCCCCCCCUACGAGGUGAUGCUACGGUUUUACAGCUACUACAAGCAGGCGACAGUGGGCAGCUGCAAGAUCCCCCGGCCUGGAUUCUGGGAUCCCAUCGGCCGGUACAAGUGGGAUGCGUGGAGCAGGCUGGGGAAGAUGUCCAAAGAGGAGGCCAUGGCCGCGUAUAUCUCGGAGAUGAAGAAGGUAGCCCAGAAGGUCAUUGACACGAUCCCAGCAGGCGAGGUGUCUGAGGACGUGUUUGGGUUCUUCGAACCUCUCUACGAGGUGAUACACGAUAUGCCCCGGCCCCCAGAGUCCUUCUUCAGGAAGAAGGCUGGUGGCAGGCUGGGUCGCGCUGACGAAGCCCUGGAGAGCAGCAAAGUGACCAGUGACUCGGAAAGCGAAGUCUACAGUGACACCCUGGAGCAGACAGAGCCUGGCCAGGCUGGUCAGCGCGUGGCUGGGCAGAGCCUUUCCCUAAGCAGUCCUCAUGCAGCCAGCCUACAUGCCGAUGUCGGGCGUGAGUUCCCGGAAACCUGCAGGGAGGGAGAGCCUGGCGAAGGCGGCGGACUAGCCGGGCGGAGCAGCGAUGGCCCCGGGCCCCUCGGCACAGAGAAAGAGCUGCAAGCUGCCCCGGGAGCCAGGGGCUGUCCUGAUGCUGACCAGGGGGAAGCAGCGAGUGCAGGGCUCUGGCCAGAGCUGGAUGUGCAGCUGCUUGGCACCGUCCGUGCCCUGCAGGACAACAUGCGGAGCGUCUUGAAGAGGCUGAGCCACCUGGAAACGCUGAGCACCAUGCAGGGGCACGCGCCUGGGUCCGGCCCUCGCCACCGGCUGGCCGCGCUCAAUACGCAGAAGCCGUCCCGCUGGCCGCUGGAGGUCUCAGCUCGCACCCUGCUGUUCCUCCUCGCCUGGCCCUUCGUCGUCCAGUGGCUGCUGCGGCGUUUCCAGCGCAGGAAGAGGUGAUCGUUCUCUGUCUGAAUGUGCAGCGCUGAGCAGAAACCCCGGUCGCGGCAGGAACACGCCGCCAGGCUGGAGCUUGCAGCUCAGCCAUCGGGACUCAGCACCCAGCAGACCCGCAGCUCUGCAAUGGGUGACUAAAGUGAUGCUACUCCCAGGAGCUGGGAAAGGAGAACAAGCCAGUCAGCACUCUCUGGGGGAGCAGCGGGCUGUCCCCCAGGUGCCAGGGACAGCUCCUCUGAAGGACAAACCAGUCCAGAAGUGUGGCAAGGAGAGAUCGGAUUCAGCACUUCCUCAGCAAGCUUGGAGCCAUCAGCUCGGUCGGGGGGACCCCAGCCUGGGUCUGGCCCAGCAUGUUCUCCUCUGAGACACCAUUUCACUUGUGGGAGGACCAGGGGACUCUCGUGGGAGGCCUGCCAGCAGGCUCCUCUGUCUCUCCCCACUCACGCCCGCUCAGGUGAUCUGCAGCACGACAGUGGCAGCAAACGGAACACGCCCAUUAAAGAAAAACAGCUUUUC